GCGGAAAGGACCAGGGCUUUUUUCUCGCUGUUUCCGUCCGUCCCGUUGACCCCAAUACCCUUUUGCUCGCACUACCACCGCCGACAACGAAAUGGAGUCAGACCUAGAAGAAGUAGCAAAACACUGCCAUACCGAGCUCCAUUUCUACACCCAGUGCGUCCAGAAGCACCCAGACACCUGGCAGACGGACUGCAAAGGCGAGAAGGAGGCUGUCACAAGAUGUGCUGAGGCCAAUGUAGAAAGCCUGCGCCUAGUGAAAAAAGCCUGCGCGCCCGAGAUCACAGUCUACCAGGCCUGUCUGAAAGCGAACGUGGGGACGCCGACUGAAUGUGUGGGUGUGUUGCGGGAGCUGUAUAAUUGUCAUAAUACUGUUAUGGAGGGGUUGAAGGAGGCGAGGAGGUUGGAGGGGGAGAGGGGUGGGAAAGGAAGUAGGGUGAUGUGAUAAUGGGUUGGGCAGAGUGGCGAGGAUAGGUGGCGGAUGCCGGAUGAAAUGAGGGGCUGGCGAGAGGAUGAACUGGAAUCCGGAUGUCGAUGGGCUAACGGUCGCAGGGACGAAGACUUCUCAUGUAGGAUGGAAUCAGAGUAGAUAAGGGUAUGUAGUAGACGACGACGGUAAAGAAGUGCGUGGUAUAUAUAUGGGCCUCCCAAAAACGAAACUAAGAUACAAGAUG
Fimicolochytrium jonesii is the source of this 671-nucleotide messenger RNA. RefSeq lists its product as uncharacterized. The transcript is spliced from 3 exons. NCBI's taxonomy places the organism in Eukaryota, Fungi, Chytridiomycota, Chytridiomycetes, Spizellomycetales, Powellomycetaceae. The record is from RefSeq and is a predicted model, not a curated record. Bases 92 to 442 code for a protein of 116 amino acids.